GCGCUCCUGAAAGCUGCCGACACGUGAAGCUGUGCUCACUGUCACAAGGAGAUCAUAUAAACACUGGGUGGCAGUGAACAUGUUGGACUGAACUUUAUUGCUGUAAUCAUUUGGAGGAGGAACGUUUGAACUCAGCGAGCAGAGAGAGGCGGAGCAACUCUGCAAGAGAGAGAACCAGGAGCGUCUCAGCGUCACACUGCGGAAACGAAACUUAGAACUCAAGAUUUAUUGUUGAAACUUCAGAGAUCAGUUCACUCCAGAGAUUCAUCUUCCUGUUUUCAAUCAGGGGUGGAAAGGUUCUCGAGAUUCAAGCCAAGUUUCUGCUCCAGAGAUGUCUGCUGCCAGCUGUUUGUUAUCUGAAGAGCAGUUUCAGUGCUCCAUCUGUCUGGAUGUGUUCACUGAUCCAGUCACCAUACCAUGUGGACACAACUUCUGCAAGAGCUGCAUCACUAAACACUGGGAUGUUAAACUCCAGUGUGAGUGUCCCCUGUGCAAAGAUAUCUUUGAAACCCGUCCUCAGCUGCGAGUCAACAAGUUCAUAUCUGAGAUGGCUGCUCAGUUCAGAGAGUCGGCUGCAAAGAAAACCAGGAGCUGCUUAGUCCAGAGAAGUUCUUCCUCUGGAGAAGUUCUGUGUGACGUCUGCUCUGAGACCAAAGUGAAGGCCCUGAAGUCCUGCCUGACGUGUCUGGCCUCCUACUGUGAGACUCACCUGGACUUUCAUCAGAAGGUGACAGGUCUGACAAAACAUGAGCUGAUGGAUCCUGUGGAGAACCUGGAGGACAGAGCCUGUAAGAACCACAACAGACCUCUGGAGAUGUUCUGCAGGACUGAUGAGAUGUGUGUGUGUAUCAGCUGUACUGAGCUGGAUCACAAGCUUCACCGUAUUGUUCCCUUGAUGGAGCAGUAUGAAGGGAGGAAGGCUGAGCUGAGACAGACAAAGGCUGACAUUCAGGAAAUUAUGGAGAAGAGACGACUGAAGAUCGAGCAGAUCAAACAUUCAGUGAAGCUCAGCAGGGAGGACGCAGACCAAGAGAAAUCAGCCAGCGUGCAGGUCUUCACUGCUUUGAUUCGGUCUGUGGAGGAAGGUCUGGCUCAGCUCCUGGACGUGAUUGAGGAGAAGCAGAAAGAAACAGAGGAACAGGCUGAAGGCUUUAUCAGAGAGCUGGAAGAGGAAAUCUCUGAGCUGAUGAAGAGAGGUGCUGAGGUUGAGCAGUUCUUACUCACUGAAGACCACCUCCACUUCCUCCAAAACCUCCCCUCACUGAGCCCUGAUCCACCCACCAAAGACUGGACAGAGGUCAGAGUUCACUCAUCGUAUGAGGGGACUGUGAGGACCGCUGUGGCUCAGCUGGAGGAGACUGUCAGUAAAGAGGUGAAGGAUCAGCUUGAGUCUGAGCAGAAGAGGGUCCAGCAGUUUGCUGUGGACGUCACUCUGGAUCCUGAUACGGCAAAUCCAAAUCUCAGAGUGUCUGAUGACAAGAAACGAGUGUGUCACGGUAAAAGACGGAAUCUUCCAGAUAACCCAGAGAGGUUUUCUCAGACUGCUUGUGUUUUUGGAAAGCAGAGUUUUUCAGCAGGGAAAUUUUAUUUUGAGGUUCAGGUUAAAGAGAAAGCUAGAUGGGAGUUAGGAGUGGGACUAGCAUCAAUCAACAGGAAGGAAGUAAUCACUCCAAGCCGACAGAAAGGCCCUUGGCUUAUAAUGUUGAAAAAUGGAAACGAGUACAGACCCCUUCCUGGUUCUUCUGUCAUCCUCUCCCUGAAGUCAGCGCCUCAGAAGGUGGGGGUGUUUGUGAAUUAUGAGGAGCGUGUAGUCUCCUUCUAUGACGUAGAUACAGCAGCUUUCAUCUACUCCUUCACCGGCUGUAACUUCACUGGGAGACUUGUCCCCAUCUUUGCUCCCUGUAAUAAUGAUUCAGGUGGUAACUCUGCUCCUCUGAUCAUCACUCCUGUGAACCCGACAGAUAAAGCCAAUCGUUAAUUUAUCUCCAAAGUGAGAUCGCCUGUGUCACGUAGACAGAGUGAAGAGGGACAUAACUUAAUGACUUAGUCACUUAGUAACUAGUUCAGUUGUGAACAUGGAAAGCCUUAACAGUUAACCACUAGACGUCUACACUAAGGCUGUUAUCAAGACGACAUGCUACAUACUACCUACGAAUGUAGUCUGCCUUUUGUACUGCAUACUAUGUUUGAAUAUGGUCUGUAGUAUGACUGUUCUGUUGGAUCUGGUCUGCAUGAUGCUGGGUCAGGCUUCUCUGAUUUUGGGUUACUGAAAGCAGAAGUAAACAACGGCCAAGGUUAUGAUUUAAAAAGUUAAGAAGUGGUUUAUGUGGAAUUUAAUAAUUCUCACAGACAUGAACAGAUACCUGUGAGAUGUUUAUCGACUCUGUAAUUCUUGGAAGUGACAAGAUUCACCGACGUUCAUUUCACAUCACUUCACUGUAAAUGUAACGACCCAUUAAACUCCAACACAGUAGGUGGCGCUAAUGCAGCUAAAAACUGAGAGCCAUCCGUCAUAUACGGGAAAAAGGAAGAGAAGGUUAGCGUGGUGCAUUAUGGGAAAUAGACUGGCCCGCUGCAUACUGAGGAAUGUUUCCGAAUCAGUACGACAUCCGGGUAGUUUUGGCAUACUGCAAAUUUGCUCUUGUUCACACACUGCAGACUGAAUUUAGGCCAAAUCAGUACGUACUGAUAGGACAGUAGGCAGAUUCCAAAACAGCCUCAGAUCCCAAGACAAGCUUUAAAAGAACAAACAUGGCCACAAGAAAUACCAGUUUUUUUUUAUUUCUUAUUUUUUUGCUUUACCAGUUGAGUAGCGAACAUUUAAAAAAUCUUCAGUCAUCUAAUAAGGUUAAAAGCCCCUAACUACUAUUACUCAACAGUAUUUUGGUCAUUUUUUGCCUCCUGCUCUGCUCCACCCAGCGGCUGCUCCACCUCCACCGCUGCCUCCAGCUCUGCCCCACACAACAGCUGUUCCACAACCGCUGCUGCCUCCUGCUCUGCUCCACCCAGCAACUGUUCCACAACCGCUGCUGCCUCCUGCUCUGCUCCACCCAGCAACUGUUCCACAACCGCUGCUGCCUCCUGCUCUGCUCCACCAAGCAGCUGUUCCACAACCGCUGCUGCCUCCUGCUCUGCUCCACCCAGCAGCUGUUCCACAACCGCUGCUGCCCCCUGCUCUGACCCACAUAGCAGCUGUUCCACAACUGCUGCUGUCUCCUGCUCUGCCCCACACAGCAGCUGUUCCACAACUGCUGCUGCCCCCUGCUCUGCUCCACCCAGCGGUUGUUCCACCACUGCUGCUGCCCCCUGCUCUGCUCCACCCGGCGGCUGUUCCACCUCUGCUGCUGCCUCCUGCUCUGCUCCACCCAGUGGCUGUUCCACUACUGCUGCUGUUGUACCCCACAGGGAUUACUUCUCCGUGGAUGAGGUGAGGGCGGAGCUGCGAAGAGUGCGCCCUGGUAAGUCAGCUGGACCUGAUGGAAUACCAUCAAGGCUUCUGAAGGAGUGUGCUCUGGAGCUGGCUGUGCCUCUGCACACGCUCUUUAAUUGGAGCCUCCAAACAGGUCAUGUUCCAAGCCAGUGGAAGACAUCCUGCAUUGUUCCAGUGCCUAAGGUCGGGAGACCAUCUGAGGUCAAGGACUACAGACCAGUGGCCCUGACGUCUGUGAUCAUGAAGACCCUCGAAAGGCUCCUUCCUCGGCUCCUGGGGUCACAACUGCAGCAGGCACUGUACCCAUGACAGUUUGCCUAUUGAGAAAACAUGGGUAUGGAGGAUGCCAUCCUGUACAUGCUUGACGGGCCCUCUCUUUCCUCGAUGAUACCGGGGGGUACGUGAGGCUAAUGUUUUUUGAUUUCUCAAGUGCUUUCAAUACCAUCCAGCCUCAAAAGCUGAGAGGCAAACUUGAGAAUCUGUGCAUGGAGCCUGCUUUUAUUGAGUGGAUCAUGAACUAUUUGACAGAGCGGCCACAGUAUGUCAGACUGGGGAACACGGUCUCUGACACUGUGAGGACCAGCAUCGGAGCCCCACAGGGAACUGUGCUAUACCCUUUUCUCUUCAACCUUUACACAUCUGACUUUACUUACAGAUCCCCAUCCUGCCAUAUACAGAAAUACUCAGAGGAUACUGCUGUGGUGGCUGGAAGGGUGGGGGCGAGGGGGAGUACAGGAGGGCCAUCUUGGACUUCACACACUGGAGCAGGUGCAAUGGACUCCUCCUCAACACAUCUAAAACCAAGGAGAUGAUAGUGGACUUUGGGCGGCGGCAAAUGCAGCAUACAAAAAAGGACAGAGCAGACUCUUCUUUCUUAGGAAGUUUAAAUAUUUUGAUGUCUGUAAUGAGAUGCUGUACCUUUUUUUACCAGUCAGUUCUUGCCAGUGCUGUGUUGUUUGCUGUUGUGUGCUGGGAGAACUGCAUGACUGCAAGAGAGGGGAACUGGCUCGACAAACUGCUCAGGAAGUGUGUAUCAGUGAUGGGGAGGGGGGUGGACUCUGUUGGAGAACUGGUAGAGAGCAGAAUGAGGAGCUUGAUGAAGUCCAUCCUCAGUAACAGUAGUCACCCCCUGCAUGACACUGUGGUCGCUCAGCCGCAUGACCGACUCCUUUCCAUGUGCUGCAGGACUGAGAUGUUCAGGAGGUCGUUCAUACCGGCUGCAAUAAGACUAUACAACAGAUCUUACUAAUGUGCACUUUAUUAAUACUACUGAUAGUAGCUUUUGACAUAUUUUAUUCACUUUACCUCGUUGAUUUUUUUUACUGUACUUCCUGACUUUGAGAGUGCUUGGUUGUGUAUGGCACACACUGUAUGCUGCUGGACACCCGAAUUUGCCCUGUUGGGGAUGAAUAAAGUAUCUAUCUAUCUA
This is a messenger RNA of Notolabrus celidotus (New Zealand spotty), 4859 nucleotides long. RefSeq names its product E3 ubiquitin-protein ligase TRIM39-like. Bases 332 to 1978 code for a protein of 548 amino acids. The transcript has 2 exons. Gene Ontology annotation, molecular function: zinc ion binding; protein binding. Lineage: Eukaryota; Metazoa; Chordata; Actinopteri; Labriformes; Labridae. The record is from RefSeq and is a predicted model, not a curated record.